GGUCUCUCCUUCUGCUGCAGGUAUACAAAGAGAAGCUGUAUGGUAAGAAGUACGUCUGGUUCCUGAUUGGCUGGUAUGCUGACAACUGGUUCAAGAUCCAAGAUAAUAACAUCAACUGUACGGUGCAGCAAAUGACUGAGGCUGUAGAGGGGCACCUCACCACAGAGAUCCUCAUGGUCAACCCUACCAACAGCAGGGGGAUCUCCAAAAUGACCUCGCAGGAGUUCUUGGAGAAACUGCAGACAGUGAUCAAGAAAUCACCGGAGGAGACUGGGGGCUACCAGGAGGCACCCUUGGCAUACGAUGCCAUCUGGGCACUGGCCCUGGCCCUGAACAAAACGGCUCAGGAGCUGGAGAAGAAGCAGAUGCGCUUGGAUCAGUUCAACUAUCACAGUCAGAACAGGGCCAUCACUGAUGAGCUUUACAAAGCUAUGAAUUCCUCCUCCUUUGAUGGAGUCUCA
This is a messenger RNA of Chiloscyllium plagiosum (whitespotted bambooshark), 461 nucleotides long. NCBI's taxonomy places the organism in Eukaryota, Metazoa, Chordata, Chondrichthyes, Orectolobiformes, Hemiscylliidae. The record is from RefSeq and is a predicted model, not a curated record.